Molecule: messenger RNA, 6741 nt
Organism: Tyto alba (common barn owl)
Lineage: Eukaryota; Metazoa; Chordata; Aves; Strigiformes; Tytonidae
Gene: SYN3
Product: synapsin III
Exons: 14
Coding region: 410-2158 (582 amino acids)
Biological process (GO): neurotransmitter secretion
Cellular component (GO): synaptic vesicle membrane; synaptic vesicle
Molecular function (GO): ATP binding
Source: RefSeq, a predicted model, not a curated record
UAUUUUACUAAAUUAUUCAUCCUGUUCCUGUGAUAAUAUAGUUAUAAGGAGGAGCCUAAUUGAAUUUACUGUCUGGCUUUGGCCAAUAGGGCGAUAAGGAUCCAGCAGAAUGGGAUGACGGUGAAUCCUGCCAGUGUGCUGUGAAUGUGAAGCAGGAGGGGCUGGCAGUUUGUGUGCAGGAGGGAAAGCGAAUCGGUCCAGAGCCCCCGGAUUAGCAGACUAAGGAAAGGAGAGAAGGAAAAUAUAGCUGAAAAUCUAAGGCAUAUUUCUCCAGCAGGAUUUCAAGGGGGAAAGCCUGCCUGGACUGCACAGAAGUACCCUGCACACUCACAGAAACAUUCCCUGGGGCUGGUGGCACUGUUGUUCAGCCUUGCCCUUGCUGAGAAGGUUUCCACACAACACUGCAGCAAUGAAUUUCCUCCGGAGGCGUCUCUCAGACAGCAGUUUUGUGGCAAAUCUGCCCAAUGGCUACAUGAUGGACUUGCAGCGCCCUGACAACUCCACAAGCUCCCCGGUUUCGCCUGCCAUGGAGAGAAAGCAUCCACACCCACCGCAGCCCUUGCACUCUUCCUCUACCGGCACCAGCAUCUUCAGCUCCAUCUCCAGCGCCAUGAAGCAAACCACACAAGCGGCUGCAGGGCUAAUCGAUCCCUCGGCCAGCCCCACGCCACCGGCGGCCCAGAAACCCAAGAUCCUCCUGGUGAUCGAUGAUGCGCACACGGACUGGGCCAAAUAUUUCCAGGGGAAGAAGGUGAAUGGAGAAUUUGAUAUCCGAGUGGAACAGGCUGAGUUCUCCGAGCUGAACCUGGCUGCUUACGUCACGGGCGGCUGCAUGGUGGACAUGCAGGUCAUGAGGAACGGCACCAAGGUGGUAAGGUCCUUCAAGCCAGACUUUGUCCUGAUCCGGCAGCACGCCUACAGCAUGGCGCUGGGAGAGGACUUCCGCAGCCUCAUCAUCGGCCUCCAGUACGGUGGCAUCCACACAGUCAACUCCCUCUACUCCAUCUAUAACUUCUGCAGCAAGCCCUGGGUGUUUUCUCAGCUCAUUAAAAUCUUCAACUCGCUGGGUCCUGAGAAGUUCCCCCUCGUGGAGCAAACAUUCUUCCCAAGCCAUAAGCAGAUGCUCACAACUCCAAAUUUCCCUGUAGUGGUCAAGCUGGGACAUGCUCAUGCUGGAAUGGGGAAGGUCAAAGUCGAGAACCAGCACGACUUCCGGGACAUGGCCAGCAUAGUAGCCAUGGCAAAAACCUAUGCCACCACCGAGCCGUUCAUUGACUCCAAGUACGACAUCCGAAUCCAGAAAAUUGGCAGCAACUACAAGGCUUACAUGAGGACGUCCAUCUCUGGAAACUGGAAGGCAAACACAGGUUCUGCGAUGCUAGAACAGAUUGCAAUGACAGAGAGGUACAGACUCUGGGCGGAUGCCUGCGCAGAAAUAUUUGGAGGUCUUGACAUCUGCGCUGUCAAAGCUGUCCACAGUAAAGAUGGAAAAGACUAUAUCAUUGAGGUGAUGGACAGCUCAAUGCCCCUGAUUGGGGAGCACGUGGAAGAAGACAGACAGCUUAUAGCCGAUCUGGUUGUUUCCAAAAUGUCUCAGCUUGUCAUCACUGCUGGAUCUACACCAUCACCGCUGAGGCCUUGGCCUCCACAAGUUCAGCCUGCGUCAAUGAAAUCUCAGACUGGACCUCAGCUUGGACAGCUCUCCCAACCACGGCCUCCUCCCCAAGGUGGACCGCGCCAGCCUCAAGGAUCUCAGCCUCCACGGACAAGUGCACCUCCACAGCAGCGGCUCUCUCCUCAAGGACAGCAGCCCCAGAGUCCCCAGUCCACCUCACCUCAGCAGCAAAGGUCACCUGGAUCUCCACAGCAAGUCCGAUCAGCAACCGGGUCCUCUCCAGUCCAGGCUUCCAAGGCAGGCGUGUUCCCUCCACAGCAGCCCAGACCUCCCGCUCAAGGCCGGGCUCCUAGCCAGCCAAGCCCCACUGAAACAUCCAAGCAGCAAGCCACCCCACACCCACAUUUGAACAAAUCGCAGUCCCUGACAAACACCUUCAGCAUUUCUGAAUCAUCUCAGAGGGGAAAUGCCAAUGAAGACGAAGCAAAAGCUGAGACCAUUCGCAACCUGAGGAAAUCAUUUGCUAGCCUGUUUUCCGAUUAACAGCCCUGCAGCUGGAUCUGUGCUUUUGCCAGCCUUCACUCUUCAUAUCAGCAUAUCUGAUGUCAUCCUGGAAUAUACUCAGUGGUACUCAGCAAUUUACAGCUAACACCUGGGUAAAGGGAAUUUAGAAAACUAUAGUUGUUUUAAUACAAAGAAAAUAUUCUAUUAAGGGUCUGAAAAGUGACUGCAUAGAAGUGGCACUAUUUCAUUGUUUUUUGUGCAUAAUCAGAAUCACACCUGUUCAAAUGACUGAGGUGUAAAGCAAAUUUUACUCUUGCUAACCCCUGUGGAGUCAACACAGUUAUGACAGUGCAAACUGGAUUUUAUUUCGAUUUGUAUAUAGUCACUACAAUUGCUAACUUCCAAUUACUGAAUCCUUGCUGAGGUUGAGCUAAAAACAUAUAGAGGCUUAUUUCAGAAACAGACGUGCAGACCGAGUCAAGAAUGAGUAUUCAUUGACUGAUACAGUGAGCAUGCUUGAGCAUAGACACACAGUGAUCUGUGGAACUUCAUGAUACCAACUUUAUAAGAAGUCGCUUUUCAGAGCAGAACUACAUUCAAGUCGAAUACGGUACCAGGCAUCAGUAAGCACCAAAGAUCACAUGAGCAGGUCAUCCAGAUGGACUGCUGGUUUAUUCCAGAUCACUCUGUCCAUAGCAGAUAAAACAUCUCUGUUUCAUGUCUUGCAUUUAUGUCCCCUGCACGUGAUUCCUGAGUGCUGAGAGAAAAAUGUCAUGUUCUAACCCUGUAGCCUUAGCUCAAAAAUAAGCCGAGAAAUGGGCCUUCCACACAAAAAAAAACUUCCUCCCCUGCCCCUGGAAACACCAGAGUUCAUGUUCACAGAUCACACAAAUUCCAGACAAAACCCAGCUAAACUCCAAGCACUUUGGUGACUUGGUCACAUCUGGCUAAGUAUGUUCCCCAGGGAACAUGCUUAAUUAAUAGCAGAGCUGAUGAAGUGCACAUACUUGUGUGCUGAGUGUUCCAUAAUACUGAAUGCACAGAGAUGGAGUGAAAUCCUGUCGCUCUCCUCGAACUCCCACUACCUUCACUGGGCUGAGUGCAAAAUGAAUGCAAGGCGACAAACCUGCAAUAGAACAGGAAAGCUAUCCUUUACAAAUAAGAUGAGCUGGGGUCCAUCCACAGACACCAAGCCCUGGGAGGGCAUGUAUGGGAUUGCCCCAAGCAGGUAAUGAUCAGUAUUAGUCCUCCCCGAUCACCCCCAAGAAUUAUUCUUCCAGAGAAGACAGAGAUGGAUCUUUGCCAGGUGUGCUUUUCUUCUAAGCCUGCAACACAGAAUGAAGCUGUGUAUGAGCACAAAUAUGGGAACUGGGACACAGCAAAAAAACAGGAAUGACACAAGGUACAUUCACAACUGAAAAAAACCACCCCUGGUAAAUCAAUGUAUCUGUGGCUACUUCUGCCAGCUGAGAACCUACCCCUCGAACCGUGCUUGUUCUAUUUAUAACACACCUUAUGCAGGCACCAGUCCUCAUCCCACCUCCCUGACUUUUCUUCAACUUUUGUCAAGUAUUUUAGUCACAAACCAUGCAUAUGGCUUCAAGGACCAACUGUCGAUGUUGUGCUUCCCUUAGGAACUUCACCUUGGUGACACUUAGGAAUGGCCAGGAAGGCAGGGAGGUCAGUAAGUUAAAAACAUCUGAGCCAAUGGCACAGAUCUUAGCUGUCACUUACAGGGAGAUCCCCAAAGCAGCAAAAGCAACAGCAGCAUUUGCCAUCUUGGAUCUUAUGAUUCACUGGUGGGAAUAAAGCCAAACAAGCAAUUCCUUCCUGCACAGCACCUGUAAGGAAUAUCUAAAUCCAAUGCAAUCGUCUGGACCUUGUGUGACCUACCCCUGAGCAGGCCUUUACACAUAUAAUGGCUUUUGUGAUCAGUGCACUUUCAGCCAAGCAACAGCAUAGCUUUUCCAGGUUGGAAGGCUCUUGAGGGACUCAUCUGGAUCUCUGAUUUAUACCUCAAGUGCAGUAUUAUAGAACCACCCUAUUCCCUAGUGAGUUAUUCUUUUUUUUCAGUUCUGUGUUGUCCUUCCAGGUUUGCUAAGCAGUUUACAAUGUAGCAUCAUAAGUACAUGUCAUUGUCUGAGAAAAACAACAGAGCCUGCUGUUUUGCAGUCUCCAGGAGCAAUAAAAGAGUGACAAAUGGCCCUGAGCAAGCAUUGUCCCACUGGCAGGAACAAUAGCAGAUUAACAGGCUCCACUAUAUGGAAAGGAGGUAAUACAACCCUGGUGGGAGAGGAUUUCCUUCUGUAACGCAUCCCUCAGCAUGCUUUAUGCCUUUCCCUACUAAAUGGUCACCAGAGAUGCAAAGACAGAAAUAAAAGUUUACUACCAGAAUCCUCAAUUGCUCUAUCCCCCGAAAUCUUUUUAUGUCUCUCUUACCAACACAACCGAUACAAAAAAUAAGCGACUAGUAUGGUACGGCCCCACAGAUCGACCGCAGUUCACCACUAAAACCACAAUGGUGGGAUCAUUUGCUGAUGCUGCAUUUGAACACAGCAGGGCUGUCCUCCAGCAGACCACAGUAACAGGAUAGCACUGUUGACUCGAUACCCAGCAGCGACUCAGAUCUCUUCACUUGCCUACAGCUCCCAGCUGUCAUCUUUCAAGGGACGAGCAAACAGAAUGGCAUCUCCCCUCCAGCUUGCAAAAACAAGUAAAAGCAAGAGGCACUCUCAGCUUAACUUGGUUACUCCCACAGUUCCUGAAAAGCAUCUUCAGUUCUACCUUUAAUGAAAACGCUGGGUUGAUUUCCUAAGUUCAAAUGGUGAAACUCUAUACUGUGUCCUAUAAAUGUUCCAACAGCACACUUCGAUCUACAGCUAUGAGGCUCACAUACUAAAUGUUGUGGCUAGCAGGAGAUUCACAAAUGCAUCAUCAUCCAUUCACGCAGCCACAGAACCUUCAGCCUAACCAGGUCGCCAGACACGACCUGCAAUUAUCCCAAGGACUGCUCAAGCCCCAGCUACGGCUCACAGGAGGAAGGGAAUGCAGAUAAAGGCAUGUCGGUGUCUUCUCAGGUACAGCUUUCCCGAUCUUUGAUGCAGGGCUUCUCUUCCAAAAUGCCUGCAAUCUAACAAAGCAAAAGGGAGAGGGAAUACGAGGAGUACAUGCUCCAUUUAUACGAAUGGGGAACUCAGGUACACCCAAAAUGCAUUUAGGUACCUAAAUGUAACAGCUGGAGUUAGGAGCAGCGAGAAAGCGGCAGAAAAGCUGGUGACUAGAAGUUACAUUUAAAUCACAGGGCAGCCAUACCCCACAGCAUGCCUUGGGACCUUUCUCACACAGCUGUCAAAACUGAGCACUUGGUCAGUGUCUCCCUCUUGUCCCGCAUGCUUCGAUUUUCUUCACAUGGAAGCCAGGAAACAUUAAUGGAUUUGUGUUUGGAUCCAGCCCAAGAAGGAGCUGAGACACAGUUAUGACACCCACUCACAGCCAGCACCUGGAAAGUCAGUUUACAUUCUGCAGUUUAGAUGCAGACUGAGAAACAUCUUGACUUUCAUGUAAUACCUAGGUGUGGUAUUUCAAGAGGAAAGUCACUUACAUUCCCAUGCAACUAGAAGUCUUGUAUAAAGCUAUGCUUCAGAAGAAUAGGAGUCCUCCUCAUAACUGCAGUGGGAUUUUCUUUCACUUAAUCACAGGCAGGUACGUAAGACCCUACACCCAUCUGGCUGGUAUAAGUUUUGUGAAUAAGCAAAAAUAAUAACUAGAAAAGCCAAGGACAAUAGUUCCUUAUUUCCAAGUAACUACUAGUGGCAACCCUAACAGUGCUAGAUACAGAUGAACAGUUUGGGUAAGAAACACCCAUCUUCAGACAUUUCCUCUUUCGUGACAGUUCACAAACAGCAACGACAUGCGUACGUGACUUAGGAGCUAGCAAAUAAACAAAACAAGUAGCUAGUUUUCAAAUAUUUCCUCUGUUUUGUCUGCUAACUUUAUACUGUUGGUCCUGAGAUAUUCACUUUGUAUUUCAGAGCCUGCUUUAUAAAUAAAUGGAACUCCUCUUUAGGGAACUUGACAGUUCAGAGUAAGUCAGGUUCCUUUAUCUCUGGCUCACAAUACAUUUAGUGUAAUUGAAGACACAAUGAAGAAAGGGAAAGACUAUCUUCAGGUCACUUAGCAGUGUAUCUGUAAAAAGGUUAAGUUCAUUUCUUCAGAAACAUUCAAAUGACAAAAUCCAGGAUAAAGAGAACGUGUGGCAUCUGCCUGGCAGAAGUAGGACAAGGUUUUCUUCAUGGCAGAGAGGGCCCAGCUCCAGAGCAGCUUGGGGCACGCAGCACAGCACGCACCGUGACUGCCAGCAAAGCAACCUGAGCGCCACCGGCACCACAAGAUUAUCGUGUCUCAUGCACAUAGAGAUCACUGUUCCCAAAACUGGCUCGAAAAAAAGUAUGAAGUUACCAAUUAUUUUGUCAGUUAAAGCUGUAUAACCUUAUCUGAAUAUCAUGUAUGCAUUUCUGAAGCACUCAUCACAAGGACAAAGUGGUGCAAGGCCAACACAGUGUAGAUUUCCCUUCUCCUUUUUUACAGUCAGUGGAUUAAAAAAAAAAAAAAAAAAAAAAAAA